AUGGUAUCAAUGUUUAUGGAGUGGUUGUGGAGUGGUUGUGGAAUGGUUCUGAUCACAACAAAGAAUAAUAAUGCUUUGUACAAAACGACGGUGCCCGCUGCAGCUGAUGUCAUUGUUUCGAUGUCUGCUUCUGGUACUGCUGCUACAGCAUCCAUACUCUUAGGUGCAAUACGAAGAAACCAUCAGACUGCAACACUCAACAUCCCUAAAAAUAAUGUCUCUCGAGUUUCACUGGAACUGGGGCAAAGUACAUCAUCAACCACUACUAGCAUCGCACCUACUGAAAAAGAUGAUCUCAUCAAAACACUUCAGCUGCCGUUGGAGAAAGUGUAUUUGAAGAUUAAAAACAGAGAGUUUCAACGCCAGUUUAAAUACCUCAACGAUAUGACGUCUUUGCAGUUGAAAAAUUUUCAGAAAUUUACAACGAAUUUGGAAAAUCGAAUACGUGAUGAAACCAACUACGAUAUAAAAAGCUUGUCAGUGGUCAACUUUAUAAGCCCGAAUUUGGCUAACAUUCCUAGACUCGUGCGUCUGAUACAUUUAGACCAUUAUCCUAGACAGUUACUUGCAUACCAUCAACUACAGGACAAGCAAGAAUUAUUAACCUACCUUUUGACACGUACAUUUUACCAAUAUUACGAAAAAUACACGAUUCAAACCACUCCCUUUGAAAGUAAAGAGAUUGAUUUCUCAAACCCUACAGAAUGGUUUCCCGAAGCUCGUAAGAUGAAAAGGAAAAUUGUGAUGCAUGUUGGUCCUACAAAUAGUGGCAAAACGUACCGCUCUUUGGUUCAACUUUCGAAAUCAAAGACGGGGUACUAUGCAGGUCCGUUAAGGUUACUAGCACGUGAAAUCUGGGAACGUUUCAAUAAGCAAGGUGUUGGAUGUAACUUGAUUACAGGUGAAGAGAUUAUUCCUUCAAUUGAUGAGUAUGGUCAUAUAAGCGGAGUCGCUUCGGGCACGAUAGAGAUGAUCCCGUUGCAUAAAACAAUGGAUUUGUGCGUUAUUGAUGAAAUUCAAAUGAUACAAGAUGAGCAACGUGGGUCAGUGUGGACAAAUGCCGUCUUGGGGGUCUUGGCACGUGAAAUACACUUGUGUGGCGAAGAAAGUGCUGUUCCACUUAUUGAAAAAUUGGUCAAAUACACGGGAGACGAUUUGGAGAUCAAGCGUUUCAAGAGAAUGGGCAAGCUUACCGUGGAGUCACAGCCAGUAGACUUGUACAGUUUAAGAAAAGGUGAUUGUUUAGUUGCGUUUGCCAAACGAAAGAUUUUGGAGUACAAGUCCAAAUUGGAAAAAAAUACAAAUUUGCGAGUAGGAGUAGUGUAUGGUGGAUUGCCACCAGAAAUACGUGCACAAGAGGCUGAAAAGUUCAAUACUGGGAAGUAUGAUGUUUUGGUUGCUUCUGAUGCGGUAGGAAUGGGCCUUAAUUUGAAAAUCAAACGUAUUGUGUUUUCCUCUACAAAUAAAUACAAUGGUACUGAGCUUAAAAACCUUACACCGUCGCAAGUAAAACAGAUUGCAGGAAGAGCAGGCCGUUUUAGUGUUGAAAAGGGGUCGCAAGAAGGGUUUGUCACUGCUUUAACGAGAGAGUCGUUGGUAUUUAUAAAAAAGAAUAUGGAUACGCCGAUUGAGUAUUUGAGUCGCGCUCGGAUCUGGCCAUCGGAGUUGGUUUGGAAACAUUAUAUGGCCAACCAAUCAACUACAGAGUCUCUUUACGAAACAUUUACUCGGUUUUUGUCGGAAAAAAUGAAAUUUGAGCAUGAAGAUUAUGAGUUGUCCGAGGUUGCUCCCAAAUUGGAGAUUCUUCAAAUCAUUUCGGACGAUAAGUAUCUACGCAACAUGACCAUCAACGAUCAAUUUGUACUAGCAGAAACACCAAUAAAUUUGAGAGGCGUGCUUGGCAAUGAGCUUAUUCAGCCAAUAAUCAAGAUGUUUUUACAAAAUGUUGUGGAUCGUCAAUCUAGAACGAUAUUUGAGUUUUCAUUGUUGCAGGACCCUCUUAUUAUUGAGGUUUUGAGUUCGCGACCUAUUUUGAAAAGCGUGGAAUCCACAAUGGAGAAUGUGGAGAUUUUGGAAGCAAUCCAUAAAUUAGUUUUGGUGUUUCUUUGGCUUAGUCAGAGAUACUCUACAUUGUUUAUCGAUAAGCAGUCAGCAACCGAGUUAAAAGCGCUUGUUGAGAAGCGGUUGAGUGAAGAGUUGCGAAAUUUGAAACGAAUAAACAAUUUGCGUCGAAGAAGAUGA
This is a messenger RNA of Lodderomyces elongisporus, 2241 nucleotides long. RefSeq names its product ATP-dependent RNA helicase (gene SUV3). Bases 1 to 2241 code for a protein of 746 amino acids. The record is from RefSeq and is a predicted model, not a curated record. Gene Ontology annotation, molecular function: hydrolase activity, acting on acid anhydrides; RNA helicase activity; ATP binding. Gene Ontology annotation, cellular component: mitochondrial degradosome. Lineage: Eukaryota; Fungi; Ascomycota; Pichiomycetes; Serinales; Debaryomycetaceae. The transcript has 3 exons. Gene Ontology annotation, biological process: mitochondrial RNA 3'-end processing; RNA catabolic process.